GACCGCUCAUGCUUACUAUGCUACUGAACAGCUUGCUGCCCAAGACUUUGAAGCCAAUCAGAACCUCACGAUAGAGGGGCAAAAAGUUUUUGUUGUGUACGCAUCUGCUUCCAAGGAAAAAUCUCCAAAAAGGAAUAAAAAAGCUAAAAAACCUGCUGCCAAGAAAAUGAAGUUAGAGCCAAAAGUUGUCGAGGACGAUGACGACGAAGAUGACGACGAUGAUGACGACGACGAUGACGAAUGAUUUUUAAUUUGAUUUUUACUAUUCAUUGUUAACUCCAUCAUAUGGACAUUCUUUUUUUAAAUAAAGUUUUUAUGUAGUGCCAGUAGGCAUACAUUCCUUCGUUAAA
Uloborus diversus is the source of this 350-nucleotide messenger RNA. Its product is annotated as high mobility group-T protein-like. The transcript is spliced from 2 exons. The record is from RefSeq and is a predicted model, not a curated record. The annotation marks the transcript as partial. NCBI's taxonomy places the organism in Eukaryota, Metazoa, Arthropoda, Arachnida, Araneae, Uloboridae.